Molecule: messenger RNA, 258 nt
Organism: Histoplasma mississippiense
Lineage: Eukaryota; Fungi; Ascomycota; Eurotiomycetes; Onygenales; Ajellomycetaceae
Exons: 3
Coding region: 1-258 (85 amino acids)
Source: RefSeq, a predicted model, not a curated record
AUGAACGUUGCCACUUUAAACAUGAAUGGGAAAUUCAUAUCAUCAUCGGCUGCCCAAUGCUUCAUGUCAGAGCCAGUCAUGGUUGGCCAUCGCUUGAGCCUUCCCAGUAAGCGGACUUGCUGCGUACUCGGAGGCGGGCUCUCGGCGGUUCAUGUGGGGUUGACUCUGCCUGGACUUGGUGAUUGGUGGUUCAACUCCUUUUCUCUCCUGUUGCAGGAAUUCUGGGAAAUUCUUAGUCCCAUUGUCAACCCAGUCUAG